UAAAUUUUGUAUAUAGUUUACAUUACGUGUAAUAUAGACUAUUUAUAUUUUUUACGCAUAAACGCACAAUCCUAUUAGUAUCGAUUUUAUUUUUAUCGUUAUCGAUUGCUGAUAAACAAGAGUGCCUACAUUAUUGAUCGCGGGCAUGCAAAUGCGCGCGUGCGCCAUACGUACUCAUGGAAUACGAUUUCCUUUUUUUUUUUUUAUUCCAAACAAACGCUCCAACGGAUGCUGAUACAUGUUUUCGUGGGAACGCUUCGGGCUGUACGGACACGCGCGGUGUUUCGUCCGCUGCUCCUCGCGGCGAUCCGCCGAAUAAUCGCCGAGUCGGUCCUGCCGGUCGUGAUCCUGGCGUGCGUCGCGGCAGCGGAGCAACAAGUCGCCUGCUUACCGUCGUUCAGCGCGCUCGCGGCCACGGCUCCUCGUUGCGAGCGUGGACCCAACAUGUCCGCUGCGACCCGGGUCGGCAUUGUCUCCGGGAUUCCGUACGCGUACGGCGCGAUACGAUGAUGCGCGCGCGACGCACGCGGCCUUAGGGAGAAAACGCGAUGCGUCCUCGCGCGACGUCGACGACGGCGUACGACGAUCUCGCGCGCAACAACAACAACAACAACAAGAACGGCGGCGACGGUAUUGGUGGCAACGGCGGCGGCGAUGACGACCUCGCACGCACGACCCCGAACAACGAUGACAGAACCAGAACUUUGCCGGCUCUGCGCCGAGACGAAGGAGAAUCUCAUCGGAAUCUACGACGCCGAGGGCCAGAAGCUCGCGAUCGAAGCCAAGAUCGCCAAAUGCCUGCAGAUACAGGUUCUAAUAACAGAUGGCUUGCCACUCACGAUUUGUAUAGACUGUUGUGAUUUAUUAAACCAAUGCAGCGAGUUCUUUGAGAAGACCAAUCAAGCACAAAUAUCUCUGAGACAGUUGCUGAUAGAUCCAAAGUCUGAACCGCAGUCGAUAGAACCAAAUAUAGAUUAUGUAGAGGAGUCCAUAGAGUUUUCAAAGAAUGAGGUUAAUAACAGGGAAGAAAUAGUCCAAUGCCAAUUGCCUGGCAAUUACAUUAAUGAGACAGUUAAUAUCUUAAAUACUUCUUACUUCAUUGAAGGAUGUAACAAGAAUGAAAAUACCGAAAUUCAGGAAAUACAAGAUAACACAAAGCAAAAGAAGUGUAAGAUACAGAUAAAGAAGAGCUCUCCUAAACAGGCUAAGAAAAAAUUGAAAAAGAAAGGUCAGAUGCAAAAAGUUGAAGAAGAGUCUGAGCUUCAUAUAGCUUCUCAAAUUGACAAAGAACAAAACAAUACUACUUUGAAUGAUAACAUUGAAAUAGUAGAUAAUUAUAUCCCAGUAGAGACAGAAUCAAAUUUAGAAAUAAGAGACACACGAACAGUGGAGACAACGAAGCAUGGAAGAAAAAAGACAGAAGGUCUGGAAAGAUAUCCCUGGUUAUGUACAGAUUGCAAUGACAAAUUACCAUCUUUAGAAGCAUUAGAAGAGCAUCACGAAACGGUACAUAAUCAACAAGCUAAAUAUAUGUGUGUAAAAUGUUGUAAGGUUUAUGAUAAAUAUUAUGGAUUUCUUACUCACGUUAAGAGGCAUAAAAACAAAGCAAAGUUCAGCUGUGAAGAUUGUGGGAAAUCAUUUGUACAUAAGAAAGUAUUAGACUCUCAUAAGACUGUUCACAGUGAAGAACGGCCAUUUGUGUGCCAAACUUGCGGUAAAGCCUUCAGACAGCAAAGUGCUUUAUGUAUUCAUAAUCGAUGCCAUUUACCUGAAACCAUGAAGAACAGAUUCCCAUGUGAUCAGUGUGAUAAGAGAUUUUCGACAAAACCGAAUCUUGUAACUCAUAAACGUAUUCAUUCUGGCGUCAGAAAUUUUACGUGUGACCAAUGUGGCAAAAGUUUCAUACAGAAAGGAAAUUUAGAAGCCCAUUUCCUAACUCAUUCUCCAGAUAAACCAUAUAAUUGUUCUCAAUGUACGAAGGCAUUUAAAACACCUUUGCAAUUGAAAAAGCACGAAACAGUACAUACCGGUGCCAAGCCACACCAGUGUGCUGUAUGUGGAAGAACUUUCAGAGAGAAAGGAACUUUGAGGGAACAUCACAGAAUUCAUACCGGUGCGAUGCCAUUUACUUGUGAAUUUUGUGGGAAAUGCUUCCGUUUUAAAGGAAUAUUAACUACGCACAGGCGGCAGCAUACGGGAGAACGUCCGUACAGUUGCUUAGAAUGCCAGCAUCACUUCACAAAUUGGCCGAACUACAACAAGCACAUGAAACGUCGACAUGGAAUCAAUACUUCUCAUACUAAGCAUCUAACCAACAAUCAACAAUUGCAACAGCAACAGCCGACAGAGCAAACGCAGCCGUCUCAGAUACAGCAACAAUCUUCUGGAGAAGAUCCACUUUCUAUACCUCAAACAGAAUCGACGACAGUACAAGUAAUACAAGCAGUUCCUCACGUAUCAGCAUCACAACCGAUAGUCAUACAAACUAUUCCAACUACUAUUCAGACUUUCCAAACGGACGUCACUAACACCGUUCAGGAAACAGUAUUUAGAGACCGAAACACUUAUUUUAACACAGUGCCAGCAUUGCAAAACUUUUUGCCAGCAAACUUGCCGUAUAACUUUUACAGCAUUCCUAACGUCACAGAAAAUGAUUUAAUUCAACAUAGAUAAAGGUUAUUAUUGAUACUAAGCUAAACUAUGUUUUUGUUUUCAACUGAUCAGAAUUAAAAAAUAUGCGAUAAUAUUUCAUUGGCAUGUUUGUAAAUACAUCUAAUGUGAAUAUCACAACAAAAAUAUGUACAAUAAUUUGAAUAUUUCCUGGUUUUUUAUUUUAUUUCAUGUUUAUAAAAGAUGAGAGGUAGAAGGGCACAAAAAUAUGAGAACUUAGUAAACAUAUAAAAUGUUAGUAGUAUCACUCUUUUGUAUAGAACAAAACUCAGAUGAAAUAAGUGAUUAUAUACAUUU
Messenger RNA from Pogonomyrmex barbatus (red harvester ant), 2967 nucleotides. RefSeq lists its product as uncharacterized. Gene Ontology annotation, molecular function: zinc ion binding; DNA-binding transcription factor activity, RNA polymerase II-specific; RNA polymerase II transcription regulatory region sequence-specific DNA binding. NCBI's taxonomy places the organism in Eukaryota, Metazoa, Arthropoda, Insecta, Hymenoptera, Formicidae. The record is from RefSeq and is a predicted model, not a curated record. Gene Ontology annotation, cellular component: nucleus. Gene Ontology annotation, biological process: regulation of transcription by RNA polymerase II.